Messenger RNA from Harmonia axyridis, 3256 nucleotides. RefSeq lists its product as uncharacterized. Gene Ontology annotation, biological process: carbohydrate metabolic process. The transcript is spliced from 17 exons. NCBI's taxonomy places the organism in Eukaryota, Metazoa, Arthropoda, Insecta, Coleoptera, Coccinellidae. Bases 109 to 3144 code for a protein of 1011 amino acids. The record is from RefSeq and is a predicted model, not a curated record. Gene Ontology annotation, molecular function: carbohydrate binding; hydrolase activity, hydrolyzing O-glycosyl compounds.
AAUCAAAUCCAGAAAAUCCAGCGAACAACAAGUUAUCAAACCUCAGUCGAAGGUUCACCAAGAUCGAGUGUUAUCGUGUGAAAGUUCCGGUUAUCCAAAUCACGAAGUAUGUCUAGAGUGCAGAAAUUUGUUUGGAUUUUGAUGCAGUUUUCGAUCGUGCUAUGUGAUUUCGAGUUUCCUAGCGUCAAACUCGAAGCCUUCGAACCUGAAGGUUUCAGAGUAACUGUUGGAGAGAUGGAUGAUAUAAAUGUGAUCGGCUUCCAUGCUAACAAAAAUAAACAAAUAGAUGACAUUGAACCUGGGGAAAUAAGCGUAGAUAUAAGGAGGCCAUCAGAGAAUGGAUGGUCAUAUUUCAAUCCUAAUCUGAAACUCGAGAUUGGUGAUAAAAUUUAUUAUUGGAUAUUUUUGCAGCAUCAAAAGUUCGGAUACAAAAAACCAAGACAAUCGUGGAUAGUUAAUGACCUUAUACCUCUCCGGGAUUUAAAUAAGACAAACUGUAGAAGGAGUAUAACGCAAAGAUUAGGACCAACACGAGUUUGUGAAAAAGAACUCAUUUUUGACAGUCUGUUCUUCGAUGGUAAAGUCAAUGAAAAACAUUGGAAAAUUGCGCAUUACAUACCUUCUUUUCCGGAUUUCGAAUUCUGUUCCUACCAGAAGAAGGAAGACAUUCUUUUCAUAAAAGAUCACAAUCUAGUCAUCAAACCUAUACCUGCUACAAAAUUAGAUGAAGUAAGUGGUACCUUGGAUUUGAGAGAAGGGUGUACUAGUCAUUCCGAAAAUGAUUGUAUUGCUUAUGAGGACAGUGGAUUCAUUCUACCACCGGUUAGAUCUGGAAAGAUGAAAACUAACGAAAAUUUUAAAUAUGGAACUGUCGAAAUAAAGGCGAAAUUACCAGUUGGUGAUUGGAUAUAUCCUGAAAUCUACUUGGAAUCAAGUACGAAUAAGAGUAAAAAAAUAUGGAUCGCCUAUGCAAGAGGCAAUCAGCAUCUUUACGGAAAUGGAGGGGAGGAUAUUGGGGGGACUCUUCUUUUUGGAGGGCCAAUGUUGACCUUCAACGAACCAGAUCGUAGCAAACAUUUGAGCUCCAGUAGAGGAAGAAGGCCAUUCAGUGAAAGUUUCCAUAAAUAUUCGGUUUUGUGGGAGCCUGAUCAGAUAUUGCUUUAUGUUGACGAGUUUCUCUAUGGGGAAAUCAAAAGAGACAUUGCAUCUCUUUUUAAUGAAACUAUGCACGUGGUGUUAGGUGUAGGAGUUGGUGGCCUAACAGACUUCCCUGAUUACUACGUGAGUACCAACAAUAAACGGAAACCUUGGAAAGAAACUGACAGACUGAUAAACAAAAAAUUUUUCAAAGCCAGAGAUGACUGGUUACCAACAUGGACGAACGACGGAAGCUCCCUUAAAGUAGAAUAUGUGAAGAUAUGGGCACUGGUCGUCGGCAGUGGCCGGUAUCAGCAUCUGCUUGUCUCCAGCAGGCAGAACCCUGACGAGCACUGGUAUGCCAGUCAGAGGUCUCAGCAGGGCGAACGGCGUUUGAUUGGACUGCAUUGCCAGUCGCAUGGCGUCGGUUCUGAUGGGAUCCACGAUUAUCGCGUUGGAGUACCUGCAUUGGGAGAAAUGUUAGAUAUUUCGCUUAGUCUUGUGCAUGCAAGGCUGUGUUUGUUUUCUACGAUGAUCUUGACAAAGACUCAUUUAACACUUACUGUGCUUGUGCUAGUGUUCGUUUGUUGCCAUUCCUUCGAUGUCCCUGAAGCGAAAUUUGAAAUCUUCAGGCCUAAAGGAUUUAAAGUAUCUAUCCCAGAUGUGGAUGGUAUCAAAUUAUUUGCAUUCCAUGCCAAACUCAACGAAGAGAUGAAUGGUAGGGAAGGUGGAACAUUUUCAAGAGAUAUCACUAAAGCGAAAAAUGGGAGAUGGACAUUUUCUGAUCCUUAUACUGUAUUGAACGUUGGGGAUACUCUUUAUUAUUGGACCUAUGUUGAUUACUUCGAUGGACGAAACAAAUUAGGCUAUACAAAUGAUGAUCGAGAAUUCACAGUUACAGCUAAAGAUAUCAUACAGAAACCAGGUACUUCAACUCGUAAACCACCUUUAGUCACUACAAAAACUCCAGAUUUUAUUGUCCAUUCUUCAACAAUUGAUCCUGUUGACAACUGCGAUGCAUCAAUAACAAAAUACAAUAAUGGAAUUAGGGCUUGUAAAGGGCAACCCAUAUUCUCUGAAGAUUUUAAUGAAUUAGAUAGUUCCAAAUGGACUCCAGAGGUUAAAUUUGCUGGAGAACCAGAUUAUGAAUUUGUCAUAUAUACAUCCAAGCCAGAAGUAUUGAAAGUUGCUGAUGGGCGUUUAUUAAUCAAACCUGUACUAUCUAGUUCUCUAUUUGGAAGAGACUUUGAAACCUCACCUGAAGUAUACAAUUUAGGUUCAAGUUGCACUGGUAAACUUGGAACAUCAGAUUGUUAUCAUCAAGCAUCUGAUUCUUAUUUAAUAAAACCACCUGUUGCUUCAGCCCAGAUAACUACUAAGUCAUCUUUCAAUUUUUUGUAUGGUAAAAUAGAAGUUAAAGCAAAAUUACCAAAAGGUGACUGGAUAUAUCCAGAGCUAUAUUUGAAUCCCAAAAAUGAAGAAUAUGGAGAAAAUUUCCAGUCAGGCCAAAUCCGAAUUGCUUUCUUGCCUGGAAAUUCAGAAUUUUCAAAAGUAGUUUAUGGGGGAUGCAUCUUGGGAACAUCUAACGGCGGUAGGACUUAUGGAAUGAAAACUAUUAGAAGAACAAAUAGUUGGUCUGAUGAUUUCCAUAGGUUUGGAGUAGAAUGGUCAAAUGAAAAAAUCACGUUGAGUGUCAACGACAAUAUCUAUGGCCAUAUUUACCCUCCACAAGGUGGAUUCGCUUCUUUGGAGUCACAACUUGGUUUGGAAAAUUGUGACAGGUGGAGAAACUCUCAUUCAGGAAUGGCACCAUUCGACAAGGAGAUGUACAUUACAAUCGGAGUUGGAGUUGGCGGAUAUAGUUUUCCUGAUGGAGAUAAUAAACCAUGGUCAAAUGACGAUCCAAAAAUGCAGAAGAAAUUUUACAAGAAGAAAUCUCAGUGGCAUAGCACUUGGAAUGAUAAAAGUGUACUAGAAGUUGAACAUGUUAAAGUAUAUGCUCUUUGAAAUCCAUUUCUAUAGAAAUUUGAUUAAUAUUGGAUUUUUAUAUGAAUAUUUAAAAUUAUAAAAAUGUUUUCGUUUGUGAGGCAGCUAAUUAUACAUUAUACUGUCUAGUGAA